AUGCCCCGAUAUUAUGAGGACAAGCCAGAGGGUGGCGCGUGCUCUGGCGUGAAGGAGGACCUGGGCGCAUGUCUGCUGCAGUCGGACUGUGUGCUUAAGGAAGGAAAAACUCCUCGGCAAUGUUUGAAGGAAGGAAGCUGCAAAGCUUUGCAGUAUUCAUUUUUUGAAUGUAAAAGGUCUAUGGAACAACAAAUACCUUCUCUUUUGGUGAUGAGAUGCAAAGGGUCCAAGAUAUUUAUGACCGAGGAGGACAAACAAAGCACUGGAGCCCGGUUUCUAACUAAUCAGCUACAAGAAGAGUGUAAAGCCGGCCAUGCUUUGUUUCCUUUCCAGAAUGGCAGGGGUGUGCCAUGUUUUCCUGUCAUUGAAUGUGAAAAACAGAAGAAUUUCUCUUGCCUGCCUUCAGGUAAUUUUGAUGCCCAUGAAAGUAAACACCCUAGACUUCAGAGAUGUUCAGACAAUUGUGAAAUCGUGAAGAAAAGUUAG
Orycteropus afer afer is the source of this 486-nucleotide messenger RNA. The record is from RefSeq and is a predicted model, not a curated record. Lineage: Eukaryota; Metazoa; Chordata; Mammalia; Tubulidentata; Orycteropodidae.